GUUUUAUGGCUAGAGUUACCGCUGUGGAUUCUCAUCGUGAUACAAAACAGGUGAACAACUUUACCAGUCGCUGACGAGCUGUACGCGGUCAAAAUAUUAUUGUUGACUUCAUUUUGUUUUUAAAAUAUCUGUCUAGAUUGGUGUUUCUCAUGAUGUCUCUCUUUGAGAGAUUUGGAUGUGGAGCGAUGGUUGGAAUGCUGGUCUUAGUUUUUACAUUAUUCUGCUGUUGGUUACCCGUCCAAGUCGGCGCUGAUUUUGCCUAUCCAGACGUCUUCAACGACCCGGAUCGAGACACGCCACUUUACGGCAAGUUUCCGGACGGGUUCGCCUGGGGUUCGGCAACCUCCGCCUAUCAGGUGGAGGGUGGCUGGGACGCGGACGGCAAGGGCAAGAGCAUAUGGGAUACCUUGGCGCAAGCCGGCGGCUGUGCCUACGGACAGACCGGUAACGUGGCCUGCGACAGCUACAACAAGUACGCCCAGGAUGUUCAGUUGGCUAAGGCGAUGGGCCUGACACACUACCGCUUCUCUAUAUCCUGGCCUCGCGUCAUGCCGGACGGUACCCUGGCCAGUCUUAACGAGGCAGGCCUUGCCUACUACGAGGCCCUUGUGGAUGAGCUACUCAAGGAAAACAUAGAGCCUGUGGUAACUCUCUACCACUGGGAUCUACCUCAGGUCCUCCAAGACGUAUAUGGUGGCUGGGAGAACGACUCGCUCGUGGAGCUCUUCAACGACUACGCAGACGUCUGCUUCGAGCGCUUGGGCUCCAAAGUCAAACUGUGGAUCACUUUUAACGAGCCCUACGUCGUUUGCUGGCUAGGAUACGGUAUCGGUGUCUUUGCUCCGAACAUCAACGAUCCCGGCUACGGACCGUACCGCGCAGCUCACACCAUUAUCAAAUCACAUGGCAUGGCGUAUAACACAUACCAACAGAAAUACAAAGCUCAGUAUGGAGGACAGGUUUCCAUUACUUUGAGUACGGACUUCGGUCUUCCCGAAGACGAAAACAACCCGGCCCACGUGGCCGCAGCAGAUCGGUACAUGCAGUUCACGGCGGGUUGGUUUGCUCAUCCCAUCUUCAAGAACGGCGACUACCCAGAUGUGAUGAAGUGGCAAGUUGGCAACAAGAGUCUUGCCCAGGGUCUGAGCGAGAGCCGCCUGCCGGUCUUUACCGAGGAGGAGAAGCAGUACAUCGCCGGUACCGGGGACUUCUUCGGGCUGAACGCCUACACCACCACCGUCUGCAAAGACAACUUCCGUCCCACGGACCCAAACUACGAGGAUGACCAGGACGUGGAUCGCUACCAACCCGACAACUGGCCCAAGUCCGGCAGUGACUGGCUUCGCCCCGUACCCUGGGGGCUCCGUAGACUCUUGAACUGGGUCAGUCAGGAGUAUGGUAAACCCAUCUACAUCACCGAGAAUGGCGUCUCGACCGCUGAUGUGGCUGAACUCAAUGAUACCAGCAGGCAGACCUACUAUGGGGCUUACAUCAAUGAGGUCUUAAAAGCCUCCGUACUGGACGGAGUGGACGUCAGUGGCUACUUCGCCUGGUCCCUCAUGGACAACUUCGAGUGGACGUCGGGCUACACCCAGCGCUUCGGCCUCCAUUACGUGGACUUCGAGGACCCAGACCGACCGCGGACGCAAAAGGACUCGGCCGCUUUCUACGCCGGUUUGGUUGCUUACAACGGCUUCGAGGAAGCAGGAAACGGAGCUGUGGCUGUGACGUCAACUUAUUUCGUCCUUGCGACUCUGUUGAUUGUUUAUUUUUUGCUGUGAACGCGGAUUUAAAAAAACCCUCAAAGUCACAAGGGGUUUAUACACAAAAUGUGGUAGACUUUACUUUCAAACAUGAUAUUGACGGGGAAUAACGGGGACAAAAUAGAGCUAGAAGGUAGCAGUAUUAGAAACAUUAUAUGCAUAAUUAAAACCCGCAAAAAUAAACCAAACUGUACUUUUAUUAGACUUUUUUUUUUACCUUUGAGCACUCAUAGAUAAGGUUGACAACUUCCAGGUGAGAUAAACGCGCUGGGCCUCGGAAGAGAGGUAACAGCUCACCGAUGAUUUGUGGGCGUGACUAUCAUGGCUAAUCACAUCACAGUACACCUUUGGUGCUGAGUUGAUGGGUGCAUGUACAGUUUUGGUGCUGAGUUGAUGGAUGCAUGUACAGUUUUACUAAACCAAGAUUUAUCAUGAUAGCUGUCGUAAUUAUUGAACAAUUACUUUUUUCACCUCGGAGAAGAAAAACAAAUUACAUGUAUCAAAAUUCGAUUUUUAUGUUGAAGUAGUAGUCCAUUUUAAUGAAGAUCAUUCAACCAUCUGCUAUGACAAGUAUAAAAUGCAUAUGCCUAACAUUGGAGUUUGCAUAAGUCAGUCACAACCAUUUAAGUGAUUAAUCUAUAUAUAAACUCUUGUUUUUCUUUUCAAUUUGUACAAUGCUAUUUUCACAUUAAACGUGAGAGGCACAAACGAGUCCUUGGUUCAAACAUUUAUCAUCUUGAACUGUGCAUCAAAGACCUUCAUUGAAGGCUUGGGUGCGAAGGAUGUACGUGUAUAUUCAUUUUCUGAUUAAGAAAUUCUCAAACUACUAUCUGAUGAUGGUGUUGUAUAUUACAUAAUGUAUAUGAGGAGUUAAGAGGAGAUUGUUUGCUUGGCUAAGCUUGGAAUAAACUUGAUGAAUGAAACUCA
Molecule: messenger RNA, 2690 nt
Organism: Patiria miniata (bat star)
Lineage: Eukaryota; Metazoa; Echinodermata; Asteroidea; Valvatida; Asterinidae
Product: lactase-phlorizin hydrolase-like
Exons: 4
Coding region: 150-1781 (543 amino acids)
Biological process (GO): carbohydrate metabolic process
Molecular function (GO): beta-glucosidase activity
Source: RefSeq, a predicted model, not a curated record